Molecule: messenger RNA, 3476 nt
Organism: Phyllostomus discolor (pale spear-nosed bat)
Lineage: Eukaryota; Metazoa; Chordata; Mammalia; Chiroptera; Phyllostomidae
Gene: ZNF507
Product: zinc finger protein 507
Exons: 6
Coding region: 547-3426 (959 amino acids)
Biological process (GO): regulation of gene expression
Cellular component (GO): nucleus
Source: RefSeq, a predicted model, not a curated record
GCGAGCCGCGAACCCCGCUGGGUCUCUAGCCGGCGUUCCAGCCCCUAAGGGUCCAGCCCGACCUAAAGCUGCACCAGGCUCAGAGGCUGCAGGGGACGCUGCGCGCACGGGGAGGCUGCAGCGACACCGCGAGCGCACAGAGACCGCGACGUGGGGGGGACGCAGGGGACACCUGCCGGCCCCGCCCCGACACCCCCGAGGGCAGCGCGGGACCUCCGGAGCCCACCCCGCCCGCACCGCCCGGGCCCCCGCGCAGCCGGGUCCCAGCCAGCCUUUGCGGGUGGCCCGCGCGCCACCCCGCCUCCCGGCGAACCCGUGGGCGGGGCCACUGUGGCUCCGCCCCCACCUUCGGUCACCUGACCGCCGGCGGCUCACGUGACCGGCCCCGCGCCGCCAUCUUGGAGCUCCGGUGAGGAGCCGAAAAGCGGGGAAAAGGAGGCGCGGAGCCGGUAGCACGGCGGGAGAGGACGAGGCUGAGGGCACGGGGGCGCCCGGCCGGCCCCAGGAGGCCCGCGGAGCAGCAGUUGCCGCCGCCGGACCGCAGAUAUGGAAGAGAGCAACGGCGUCACCAUGCUGGUGUCGGACAUUGGGGAACCGGAAGCUGUGCUGACGGCCGAGACUGUCAUCAGCUCUUCCCUGGAAACCGAUGACCAGAGCGCAGCGAAAACAGACCCGCUGAUCCACGUUAUCCAGAAGCUAAGCAAGAUAGUGGGACACGAAAAGUCACAGAAAUGCCUUUUCAUUGGGAAGAAACGCUCACGUUCAAAUGCUGGGACGUGCUCCCCCGAGUCCCUGGAACUCUGUGAGAUUCCAGCCAAGGCAGCCCAGCCUCCUGCUGCGGCUGCGGCUGCGGCUGCUGCUGCGGCGAGAAGGGCCGUGCUGCCCCACAUGCCCGUGAGCCCUGGCUCCCCCGCCCAGAACGAGGGGAAGGGGAUGUCUUACCAGUGCAGCCUCUGCCAGUUCCUGUCGCCGUCCUUCCCGGUGUUAAAGGACCACAUCAAGCAGCACGGGCAGGAGAACGAAGUGAUACUGAUGUGCUCCGAGUGCCGCGUCACGUCGAGGAGCCAAGAGGAGCUGGAGGCUCACGUGGCCAAUGACCACGAGGACGACGCCAGCAGUCUCGGUCAGCCCAGGGCCCAGCUGUGCGCGAGCCCCCCCGACGCCCUGUGCCCCAGACCCACCGAGAGGAAGAGCAGGGCCACCCCGGACCUCCCCGCGGGCGCGAGCAGCCCGCGGACUCGCGCCGUCCCCGCCACGCCCAAGGCGGACGUGGGGCGGAGGAAGUGGUACGCGUACGAGCAGCACGGCGUGUACCGGUGCCUGUUCUGCAGCUACACGUGCGGGCAGCAGAGGAUGCUGAAGACGCACGCGUGGAAGCACGCCGGGGAGGUGGGCUGCUCCUACCCGAUCUUUGAGGACGAGAGCGAGCCCCUGGGCCUGCUGGGCCCCUCGGCGGCCGCCGCCCCCGGGGGGGUGGACGCUGUGGUCAUCGCCAUCGGCGAGAACGAGCUGAGCAUCCACAACGGGCCGUCGCUGCAGGUACAGAUCUGCCGCCCGGAGCCACUGCCCUCCGCGUCGGCCCCGGGGCCGGGCGUGGAGGCGGGCGUCAGCCUCGGCCCCGCGGUGACCCUGGACGCGGGCGAGGAGGACGUGCUCGAGGUGACCCCCGCCGCGGAGGAGAGCCUGGCGGCCGACAGCCUGCUGUCGUCGGCGCAGAAGAUCAUCAGCAGCAGCCCCCACGAGGAGGGCCACGUGAACGUGAUCGUGGAGCGCCUGCCCAGCGCCGAGGAGCCCGCGUCCCAGAAGCCUUUCCUCGUGAGUGCGGCGGUGGAAGAGGCGGACAGCCCGCCCCUGACGGACGCCCGGACGGGGCCCGCCGGGAGAGGUGAGGUCUAUCGGGCCGACCAGUGCACCGUCGACCUCGGGGGGCUGAUCAUAGGCUGGAGCAGCGCAGAGAAGAAGGACGGCGAGUUCCUCCGUCAGGGACGGGCCCCCGAUGAGAACGCCCCGCCGGGCCGGAGGCGGACAGACUCCGAGUCCCUUCGGCUGCACUCGCUGGCGGCAGAGGCCCUGGUCACGAUGCCUGUGCGGGCUGCUGAGCUCACGAGAGCCAGCCUCGGGCCCCACGGGGACGCAGCCCUGCUGGGCCCAGACGCCGGGCAGAGGCAGGCAGACGGCACGUUGGCCACGUAUUCCAAGAUGGUGUCGCCACUGAAAAACUCUUCCAGCGGAUUAGCCAGUUUCAACCAAAGCAGCUGCCCCUUGGUGGCGCUCCCGGAGGGCAGGCAGGAGCUGUCUGACGGGCAGGUGAAGACGGGCAUCAGCGUGUCCCUGCUCACUGUCAUCGAGAAGCUGAGGGAGAGGACGGACCAGAAUGCUUCGGACGAGGACAUCUUGAAGGAGCUGCAGGACAACGCUCAGUGCCAGCCCGGCGGCGAGGCCGCCCUGCCGGGCGGCGGCGUAGUGGAGUACCUCCCAAACGCCGAGCGGCCCUACCGCUGCCGCCUCUGCCACUACGCGAGCGGGAACAAGGGCUACAUCAAGCAGCACCUGCGGGUGCACCGGCAGCGGCAGCCCUACCAGUGCCCCAUCUGCGAGCACGUGGCAGACAGCAGCAAAGAGCUGGAGAGCCACACGGUCCACCACUGCAAGGCCCGGCUGUACCCGUGCAGGCGCUGUGCGGAGGCCUUCCACUACAAGAGUCAGCUGAGGAGCCACGAGAGAGAGCGGCACAGCCUCCCAGACUCCUCGUCCACAGCAGCUUCCCCUGAACCGCGGCUUCCCAGGGACGCGGCCGAGGUGAAGUGCACGCAGGAAGAGAACAAGCCUGCGGCCCCGAAGCAGUACCGGUGCGACGUGUGCGACUACACGAGCACGACGCACGUGGGCGUCAGAAACCACCGGCGAACCCACAGCGCCGACAAGCCAUACAGGUGCUCCCUGUGCGGCUAUGUGUGCAGCCACCCCCCGUCGCUGAAGUCCCACAUGUGGAAGCACGCGAGCGACCAGAACUACAACUACGAGCAGGUGAACAAGGCCAUCAACGACGCCAUCUCUCAGAGCGGCAGGGUCCUAGGGAAGCCACUUGGAAAGACUCUCCUGAGCAGCAGAGAAGGAAGAGCCGGUCCCCCGCCUGGCAGUCCGGGCGGUGUGUCGCCGCCCUCGGAGCCAGCCCCCCAGGCUGCCGCGGAGAGCGGGAGCGGGGGACAGAGCCCAGCCCGCCCUGCCUCCUGCGGCCCCGAGAAGAGCGCCGGCGGCGCGGUGCCCCCAGGGGUGGAGUACUGCGUCCUGCUCUUCUGCUGCUGCAUCUGCGGCUUCGAGUCCACGAGCAAGGAGAGCCUGCUGGAGCACAUGAAGGAGCACGAGGGCGAGAUCGUGAACAUCAUCCUGAACAAGGAGCAGGGCUCCGCGCUGCCCGCCAGCUAGAGGCCGCCGGGCCCCUCCCCGUCUCCCCACCCCCACCCCGCCUGCCAGGC